Molecule: messenger RNA, 1872 nt
Organism: Schizophyllum commune H4-8
Lineage: Eukaryota; Fungi; Basidiomycota; Agaricomycetes; Agaricales; Schizophyllaceae
Exons: 3
Coding region: 1-1872 (623 amino acids)
Cellular component (GO): cytosol; mitochondrial outer membrane; nucleus
Molecular function (GO): protein binding
Source: RefSeq, a predicted model, not a curated record
AUGACGGCCACAAUGAGCAGCGAGCAAGCGCUAGUGUCGGCGACGCGCGGGUUCGACGCGCUCUUCAGCAACGAGCUUGCGGAGGCGCGCGAUAUCUUCUCGUCUGAGCCCUCCGCAUUCCACCAGCUCGGCUUCGGCGUCUGCGCCUUUCUCGAAGCGGCGCUUGGGAUGGAGCAGGCAAGAAUGGGGGACGCGGGACGCUCCCUGGCAGCCGCGGAGAGCGGCGCGAAGAAGCAGAAGGGACUCGAGUGGGAGGUUCUGGCAGCGGACGCGGUGGUACUCGAGGGCUUGGUGCACGCACUCAGCGAAUCGUACAUGGGGUACGUCCAGUGCCUUUACUCCCUCAACUCAGCGCACUCGCGUUUCGCCAAGCUCUUCACCACCGUCUUCCCCAACGGCCUCGACGCCGCGCCCAACACGAUCGCGCGCAAGCCAUCCUCCGUCUUCCGAUGGGGCGCACAGAAGGAGGAGGCCCCCGCACCCCACACCCCAGCGGUGGACGAGAUGAUUGUGGCUGGUACCGCGUUCGGAUACGGCCUCUUCAACCUCGUCUUCUCCCUCCUCCCCAAGGGCGUCCAGGGCGUCGUCGGUCUCUUCGGCUACAAGCACGACCGCGCCCUCGCCCUCCGUGCUCUCAACUACGCCUCCGGACGCACGGACACCCAUGCUGUGUUCGCUGGCCUCGUCCUCAUGACCUACCACGGCGUCGUGCUACUUCUGGCUGGGUGGCAGGCUGACGAGGCCCGGCUCGUGCGCGAGUAUCAGGCCAUUGUCGACCGCACCACCCAGAAGUAUCCCGCCGGUGCGCUCUGGAUCCUCAACCACGCCAAGAUCCAGCGCAUGACAGGCCAGCCCGACGCCGCCAUUGCCACCCUCGAAGCAGGCCUCGCGCCAGGGCACAAGCACACCUUCCAGCAGGCUGACGCGCUUCUUGUGUUCGAGCUCGCCUGGACGCAGCUCGCCCUUCGCCGCUACGAAGACGCCGCCGCGUCCUUCAUUCGCAUGACCGAGCUGAACUCCUGGAGUCACGCCACCUACUAUUUCAUUGCUGCCGGCGCCCACCUCGCCGCCGCGCAUGAACAGGGCGUCACGACGGCGAUGGAUCGCGCCCAGGAGCUCCUUGACGCCAUUCCCGGCCUCAUCGAGCAGCGCAAGCUUACCGGGAAGGAUCUACCCACUGAAGUCUUCAUCAAGAAAAAGCUAGACUUCUACCGGAACAAGCAGCGCGCAAGAGGUGGCGACCCAGCGCGGUAUGCUGAGGCCGUGGGCAUCAAUCUGGCGGAGGAGAUGGCUCUGUUCUGGAAUACCCACCAGCGCAUCCCAGCCUCCGUCGCCCGCACGCACCUCCGCAUAUGGGCCGCCCUCGAGCCCAAAGUUGACCUUGGGAUCGACUUGGCCGAAACUGGUACCUCCGGCACGACCACCCCAGUCGAGACUGCCUUCAAGCCUGCACCUCUGACAACGGAAGACGAGCGCGCGGUCCGGUCACUCCUACUCGGCAUCGUGCUUCGCACGCUCGCGAUGCAUGCGGCGAAGGGCGCAGAGGAUGCAGAGAAGGCCACCUCGACUGCUAUUCUUGCGCGUUCGCGACAUUUCCUGCGUGAAGCUCGGGGUGCGCAUGUGCAGUUGAAUACGUGGAUACCGAGCGUAUCCGCGUUCGAGGAAGCCGUGCUUGAGUUGGAGACAGUGGAGAUCGCGGAGAAGGAGGGUAAGGAGGCCUCCUGGCAACCCGCCCUUCACGCCGCUUCUGCGCACCUUGACGCGGCUCUCGCAGCCUCGGGUAGCUCCGUUGACUUAUCAAGUCGGCUGGACAGCCGCGUCGCGAUGCUGAGAGACGAGAUCCGGGUGAAGGAGGAGAGCUUGAGGAAGUAA